AUGCGUACCUCGCCCAACAUCAUCAUCACCGGAACUCCCGGAGUGGGAAAGACAACCCACUGCGAGCAGCUUGCGUCAAGCACUGGUCUCACUCACCUCAAUGUCAACAAGGUCGUGAAAGAGCGCGACUGUGAGGAUGGCUUCGACGACGAGCUCAACAGUGUCAUUGUCGAUGAGGACAAGCUCUUGGACGCCAUUGAGUCCGACCUCGAAGCUGGUGGUCAAAUCAUAGACUGGCACGCCUGCGACAUGUUCCCUCAGUCCAUGAUCGACCUCGUUGUCGUCGUCCGUUGCAAUAGCACCGUCCUCUACGAUCGUUUGAAGAGUCGUGGCUACAGUGACAAGAAGCUCGACGAGAACAUGGACGCUGAAAUUAUGGAGGUCCUCCUGCAAGAGGCACGCGAUUCUUACGAUGAAGAAAUCGUCGUCGAGUUACAGAGCGACGACCUCGACCAAAUCGAUGAGAACCUCGAGCGUAUCCAGACUUGGAUCGAAAACUGGAAGAAAGAUCACUCCGAAGCAUAA
This is a messenger RNA of Aureobasidium subglaciale EXF-2481, 525 nucleotides long. RefSeq lists its product as uncharacterized. NCBI's taxonomy places the organism in Eukaryota, Fungi, Ascomycota, Dothideomycetes, Dothideales, Saccotheciaceae. The record is from RefSeq and is a predicted model, not a curated record. Gene Ontology annotation, molecular function: ATP binding; AMP kinase activity; ATP hydrolysis activity. Gene Ontology annotation, cellular component: nucleus; cytoplasm. Bases 1 to 525 code for a protein of 174 amino acids. The transcript is spliced from 2 exons.